Marasmius oreades (fairy-ring Marasmius) is the source of this 1547-nucleotide messenger RNA. RefSeq lists its product as uncharacterized. NCBI's taxonomy places the organism in Eukaryota, Fungi, Basidiomycota, Agaricomycetes, Agaricales, Marasmiaceae. The record is from RefSeq and is a predicted model, not a curated record. The coding region runs from base 577 to 1413 and encodes 278 amino acids. The transcript is spliced from 7 exons.
UUCCGGUAAAGCUGGUACAUACCACCACCAUUCUAAAUCUCCCUAAUCUACCUUCAACCUACUUUUCAUUCUCAACCACUUCUUAAUUCCCUGCAUGACCUCACUUUACCAGUUUCUCUCUUCUCACACUCGUCACAUCGUCACAUCUGCGUCUCAGAUUCUCACAAUACAAGAAGAUAAUGCAACUGAAAUCGGAAUGGUGUUCAGGGGCCUGGACGCUUUGCAAUAGAUCCAAAAUCUUUCGCCCAUGGCAUGUCUCUGGCGAAUCCAGAAGGAAGAAUGGCCCGUUAGCUUGCAUGCACUCAGGCAGUCGAGGAAUACAAUCGAUAUCGUAAUGUGGCUCCGUUUCUCAACGCGUUACCGGCCCCCACGAGUGCGACGGAUCGUCAAGCAGAACACGGCGACUGCCUCUAGUCGUCUCGUAAAUGUGAAAUACAAAGAUAUAGCAUUCAGAACCAGUUCUGCCAGUCAGUCCUGUUCCGCAUUGAAAAACAUCUCGUACUGCUUACCAUUUAUUCAUUUCAGACGUGAGGGCUGACCUCUGUCUUCACGACCCGGGAUCGCGACCUUAAUGAGAUGUUAUUCACUGCCUAUUUAGUUUUGCGAUUGAGGACAUCCAUCAAUUGUGGCAGCUGCGGAGGGCCAAUGCAUGGACGAAUCUGUACAUUGGCGCCUAUGAUCAUUGUUCUCUAUGCUUUGCCCGCCCCAAGAUUUAAGGCUCCGCCUUCGACCUUCGACAUCCUUACUUUACCAUUCCCCUUACCGCUUUCUUCGACCAUGGAAUCCUCGUACGCUCACUUACUGAACCACCCUUGUAUUCGCGACGCCCCGAACUACGACAACGACAUUUCGGAAAUCUCUAGGGCUCGUCUACGGUUUCGCGAGGAGGUGGAGCUCAAGUUUCGUGAAAUACGCAACGAAGCGAACGGGACCUAUGAGGAACUUGCACAACCGAAUUUCGGGCUCGACAAGAAUCUCAACGUAGCCGGCUGCAGUGCAGAAGAACAGCAGAGCUUUUGCGACGACUCUACCUUUAGUCCAAUGGAAGGCGCACAAGGUGGCGUCUAUGGGUUUGUCAAUGCGAGUUCCAAUACGUGGGCCGGCGGAAACAAGCAAAAUGAAUUUGGGUCGGUAUUAUACAACAAGGACCCCUUUACUGAAAAACCAGUACACGCCGUUGCUCCUCCUCAGGAAGAUAGGACCACCGCUCAACAACCAACUGCGACGACAUCAUUGUUGCACGAACAGGUUGCACUUUUGAGAACAGUUCACGAGGCUAGAUUCAUGCCGGAGAAGAUUACCGAUGAUGUGCUUGCUCAGCUAGCUCCUUUCAUUCCUCUGCUGAUGGAGGAGGCGAAGAGGAACUCACUUAGCCUUGCUCCCUAUCUGACUCAGUGGUCCACCUCUUACUGAGGUGCUCACAGACUCGUUCUCGUCCUUCUUUUCGAGAUAUGACUACGAUAUAUCAUAUCCAUGAGUUUAUUUAUAAUGUAUUUGUAUUUCUAGUUUCGAGAUACCCACUGCUGUAGUUUCUUCAUCGGGUUGCA